AUGAGCGAGAAGAGCAGCGAUUGUGUGAGAGUUGCCAUCAGAUGCCGCCCACCCAGUCAGAAAGAGAUCAACAAUGGAGAAGAGAGCAUCGUCGAGAUGACCGAGGCCUUCGGGGAAGAAGGCGAACAGGGACAAGUGGUGCUCAGCGAUCCUCAUGGCCACGACGAGCCGGCGAAAUUCGCCUUUGACAUCGUGUUUGGCCUUUCAGUGGCACAAGUCCAGAUCUACGAAUCAGUAGGAAAACCAGCCCUCCACAAGACCUUCGAGGGCUACAAUGGUACAAUUUUCGCUUAUGGCCAGACUGGCAGUGGCAAAAGUUUCACAAUGACCGGCGCUCCUGGAGAUUUGCGUGGCAUCAUUCCACGAGUGAAUGAGGAGCUUUUCUCAUACAUCGCUGAGAAACAAUCGAGCUCCACCUGCAGGUUUCUGGUGAUGUGUUCGUUCUUCGAGAUCUACAAUGAGAUCAUUUUUGACCUGUUGAACCCUGUAUCAGACCGCAGCAAGCUGGGAGGUGGUCUGCAAAUCAAAGAGCAUCCAGUCAUGGGUAUCUAUGUGAAAGACUUGACAGAGAUCGUGGCGGAGGAUGUGACCAAGGUGGAGACCCUGCUGGAGAAUGGCAACAAGAGCCGGGCCGUGUCCUCGACGCUCAUGAACUCCACCAGUUCCAGGUCGCACUCCAUUUUCACCAUCAAAAUUCAUCAAAAGGACGAAGACGACACUUCCAGGAACGUCUUUGCCAAGCUGAACUUGGUGGACUUGGCGGGGUCGGAGCGGCAGAAGGGCACCGGGGCCACGGGGCAGACGCUGAAGGAGGGCGCCAACAUCAACAAAUCGCUGAGUGCUCUUGGGAAUGUGAUCAAUGCACUAGUGGAGACAGCGAACGGGAAGAAGGUCUUCAUUCCAUAUCGCAACUCCAAGCUGACGCGAGUCUUGCAAGAAUCCCUGGGCGGCAACUCUUUAUGCACGAUGUUGGCAACUCUCUCCCCUGCAGCUUGCAACUACGAGGAGACAAUGUCAACAUUGCGCUAUGCGAAUCGCGCGAAGGCCAUCAAGGUUUCUGCAACGAAGAAUGAGGAGGCUUCACAGGUCUCACGUUUGAAGGCAGAAGUUGAAGAGCUGAAGAAGAAACUCGCAGCUGUCGACAGUGGAGGUGGACCAGGUAGAGGCGGCAUGACAGCAGCAGAGAAGGAGGCGGAGCAACAGAAGUUCCAGAAGCAGUUGAAGGAGAUGGAACUGAUGUUGAACAACAACUGGGAAGAGAAAGCGAAGCUCAGUGAGGAGCAUGAGCGGCAGAUGCAGCGCUUUCGAGAAGAGCGCGAACGUGCGGCACAUGCUCUGGAGGAAGAAAGGCAAAAACGCUUGCGGCUGUUGCAAGAGAAGAAUGACUUGGAACUCUCCCUGCGCGGCCUGGUGGACUUGGUCGCGUCUGCCAGCUUUGAGGAACCCCUUGCUGUGGCCGGGGAGGCCCAUGCCUGGCUGAAGUCUCACCGCUCCUUCAGGCAAGACACGGAGGCUUUGUCCCAGCAGCUGAAUUUGGUUCAUGUCUUCAAGCACGGCUUCGAUGAGGACCUGAAGCUUUGGGGCGAAGGCGCUGAAGCGGGAGAUGCCACGUUGCAGAUCAUGGGGCUGGGCAGGUCCCUGCCUAAACUGGAGAAACUGCGGAAAGGGGUGGAGAAGCUGGUGCAGCUGGAGGGUCAAUGCGUCAGCGACGCCUGCAGCCUGGACAUCAGCGUGAAGCGCGCCACCGUGGAGUUGGACGCCUUCCGAAGCAAAGCGCAGAGCGAAAUCCGCGAAGAAGCAGAGGCUGAGAGUCAACGGCAGGGGACCCCGGCCUUGGAGCAGAUCGCUCAGAUCCUCACGCUGAUCCAGAAGCAGCUUCAGGUGAAGCUAGAAGAAUUGCACAAGCUCACAACGUUGGAGAUGGGGCAGACCAUUGACAUGGUCGUGACCUUCUCUGAGGGCCUCUCUGAAGGAGAGGUGACGAAAGCCGUCAGCGCGUUGCAGGCCUUAAUCUCCUCGCCCAUUUUCGCGAUGCCUGAGGGCAUGCCACAGAAACCUUUGCGAGAGUAUUCUCCAGAGGAAGUGCAAGAUACGCCCGAAACCACUGAGGCAGUUCUGCGUCAGCUGAUCCGAAUAGAAGGAGUCAUUGGCAAAGCCAAGAAAUCCGCGGCCGAGCUUCUGGCAAGGCCGCCCCCGAAGUUUCUGUUGGAUGUGGCCGUGGCUUUGAAACAGGCCACAGGAUUUCCAGCCCAGCUGGAGGAAACUUGGCCGGAUUCCAGGGAAGAUCGUCUGGCACGCUUUCAGCAAAUCGCGGAUGCCAUCAACGGUGAGCUUGGCAUCCAAGUGGAUUUCGAUGGUGUUGGCGUGCUGAAGGGCAAGGAGGUCCCGAAGACCUUGCGUGUGCUGCAGCUUCUGGCGCUCAGCGCCGCGCGGCAGAGCCCUCCGAAGCACGGGGAGGAAAAGACGAAGGCGGAGGGCUGGACCGUGACGGAGGUGCCAAGGAUCCUCGACAGCUUGGAUCAUUGCAUCCGCACAGCCAAGACCGUGGUGGAGAGUCAGUCUCGCAACACUGAAGAGCAGAGUUUGCAGGAGAAGCUCCUGGCCAUCGAGGCGUCCCUGGCCGAGGAGGCGCGCUUCCGGCUGGCCCAGGAGGAGGCGCUGCGGGCGGCGGAGGGACAUCUGCAGGAGACCAAGGCCACUCUUCGAUCCAUCUCUGCACAGUGCGAGCAGAAGGAGGUGCAAGCCGUGCAAGCUGCAUCGACGGCUGAUCAGGAGCUUCAGGAACUGGAAAGACAGCUGGAGGAGUUGUCAGAUCCCAGCAAGUUCUCAGAGGCCAACGUGAUGAAACUACUUGCGGGGCAGCUUGAUGCGUUGAAGGUGGAAUUGGAACACGACCAAGAGGAAGUGAACCAGUUACAGGAUAGGCGCAAAGAGGUGACGAAGGCUCUGAAUGAAUCGACCUCCCAUGCACGGCUGGUGGAAGCAGAAGUGCAGAGGGCACGUCAGAAGCGCGAAGCAGAUGAAGAGUUGAUCGGCCAAGCACCCGAGGAGCAGCUGCAAAUUCUCCAGGCACGAGGCCAGGAGCUACGGGGCCGUAACGAGGAUUUGGAGCAGCAGCUGGCCAUGAUGUCCUCGGAGGUCGAAGAGCAUCGGAAUGCCAAUCGACGCCUCAUGCAGGAGAACAGCGAGUGGAUGGCGAAGGCGGAAGAUUCACAGCUCCAAAUGCAGAUCGUGCAGGAGGAGCGCGACUCCCUGAGAGAAGCCAUGGAGCAGCUAUGGACGGAGAAAGCUCAAGUGGAUGAGGACUUGGAGAUCCGCAUGGCCGGCUACAUCAACUUAUCGGAGCGCCUGAAUCUCCAACAGGAUGACAAUCAAGACCUGGAGAUGCAGAUGGAGCAAAAGAAGGAGCAGAUUGCAGAGAUGCAACGCAGCGGCUUCCAGGCGGUCCUAUCGUGA
Molecule: messenger RNA, 3456 nt
Organism: Cladocopium goreaui
Lineage: Eukaryota; Dinophyceae; Suessiales; Symbiodiniaceae
Source: the annotation of a GenBank genome assembly